This is a messenger RNA of Lytechinus variegatus (green sea urchin), 2866 nucleotides long. RefSeq names its product START domain-containing protein 10-like (gene stard10). The record is from RefSeq and is a predicted model, not a curated record. The transcript has 6 exons. Bases 378 to 1211 code for a protein of 277 amino acids. Gene Ontology annotation, molecular function: lipid binding. NCBI's taxonomy places the organism in Eukaryota, Metazoa, Echinodermata, Echinoidea, Temnopleuroida, Toxopneustidae.
CUAGCUGGCAAGAUUUCGCCACGGCAGCAAAACGGCAGCAAGACGUCAGCUAGAGAAUUGUUUAUCGUGAAGAUUUUUUCGUUUCAGCUUCCAGAAUUUUGCAAGAUUGUGCCAAUUGACCGGAUCAUAUCAGUUAAGGAUUAACAGCUUCUGGGUUAUCAUCUUCAAAGAAGACAUGUUAAUUUGAAGGUGUAAAUAAAGUUGAUAUAUCUUCGACCCACUACCACGUAAACGUUCUGGUUUUUGUUCGGUUCUCUCCGCCCUUUUCGCCCAGGACUAUCCCGGCGAUAACCCGUGGUUUGUCCGCUGAUAGAUACCGUCGGAGCAGAGGCCUGACCCAAAAAAUUGAAGUCGGAGCAAAGGGACAGACCCAAAAAAUGGAAGUCGGAGUUGUGUGUAUACCAGACGAUGACGAUCUUAAUAGGUUUAGGAACUUGGUAGAUAAUACAGAUGGUUGGAAUAUUAAAUAUAACAAAAACAACAUAAAAGUCUGGGUUCAGAAUCUAAGUGAGAAGGAAGCCACAUCAACAAGAAUCCGCAUGUUAAAGGCUGUUUAUGUAAUGAAUGAUGUAUCUGCAGCUCUUGCCUAUGAUGUCCUCCAUGAUCCAGAAUACAGGAAAGAAUGGGACAAACACAUGAUAGAAGGAAAGGAGAUCUGUAUGCUUAAUCCAAAUAAUGACAUCAGUUAUUAUUCAUUGAAAUGUCCAUCACCAAUGAAGAAUAGGGAUUUUGUGACCCAAAGAACAUGGCUAGAGACUGCCCAAGAAUAUAUCAUCUUCAACCACUCAGUAUUCCAUAAGGAUCUACCUCCAAAGAAAGGUUUAAUCCGAGGUGAAUCAAUACUGACAGGUUACCUGGUGAGACCGAGAGGAAAGAAUAGCUGUGAACUAUACUACGUCACACAAUCAGACCCUAAAGGAUCAGUACCCAAAUGGGCAGUAAACAAAGUGGCACAGAUAGUAGCUCCAUCGGUGAUGAAGUCAUUACGUAAGGCAUGUCUAGGCUAUCAGAAAUGGAAGAGCUCCCACAAUCCUGGCUUCAAACCUUGGUUAUACCCUGAGCAGGCUAUGGAGAACCUGCCCCGUCUUGACGAGAAGGACAUCCUAGCCAAGCAAGAGUACCCCUCUGAUGACUCCCUUGAUGAGACUGGGAUGAAGGAAGAAGACUUCAACGAUAGCAAUCUCAUGGCAGAAGACAAGGAGGUUUUAUGAGGAGAAUCUGUAGCUGUUGCCAUGGCAAUGUGAUGGAGACUUCCAUGUUGUGUCUGGAGAUAUUUUCAACCAGUCUUGCUCUUCUUACUAUGAUUUUAUUUCGCUAACUUACACAAGUGACUAAGUGGGGAUAUACUGUAUUUACUUGUGAAACAGCUUUGACUUUACAAUUUUUACUUACAGUACUUCACAAAAUUAAAAAGACCAAGGCCAUAUCUUGUCCUGGGAAUAGCUUUGACUAGGCAAAGUUUAAAGUAACAAGAGAUGAACUCGGUCAAAGAUAGCUGUGGGUAGGCACCUUUUCCGGUCUAAGACUCAUUUCUCAGUGGGAAUCCUGCCUAGUAUCUUUACCUCACUUAUCAGCAUAGAGAUAAGAGUUUGGAAAGUGGGAAAGACAAUGAGGGAUUCAAAAGAUGUUGCUUUGUUUAUGUGCCUUAGUUGAUGGAAUGAAUCAUUUUGUCCUUCCCUCAUCAAUGGAUAAUGAUAGAUAUCCCUCCAUGGCUAUACUUCUUAAUACAUACUGUACAUUGGAGUUGAGAGAGACUUGAAAUAAGUUCCUGAUUGGCAGGGUUAGAAAUGCACGCUGGACUAUGCCAAAUCCUGUCUUCCAUUAAGGAAUAAUGAAUAAUUAAUCCCAAAGAGCUCAUUUUCAUGACAUAAGUCACCUCUUCAAUGUAGUAUGUUCUGCAGACAAUGUAGGUAAUUGCAAUUGAUUAAUAGACUAAUUAGUGGUUGCUUUACUUUAAAUGACUUGUGUUCAGAUUGUGAGAAAAAAAAAAUAGUUUUGAUUUGUAAUCGUUUACAACUUUCCCCCAUUCUUAAAAUGUGUAUUUUCAUUGUCCCAUUGUAACAAGCAUAAAGUAUGAAUAUGUAAAGUCAUUCGCAAUUAUGAAAUCAGUGUGUAAAGGUUGCUUGUUGCUGCAGCUUACAUUUGUUUCAGUGAAUAAAAUUCUGAAAACAAAUGGCAAUAAGAGAAUUUGAUAAUACACUGAAUGACUAUCAUUUUAAGUGGGUAUUGGACAAAGAUGGGCUUCACCUUGACCUUGGCCUUAGUCAGAGAAUGUGUAAAAAUACUAUGGUAGAACUUUGAACUCCCGACCUUGGUAUCCCAAGUAUUGGACCAAGGCAAUCAUUCAACCAGGGCCUUGUCAUGAAUAAGUGGUACAAUACUGAAUAUUAUUCAGUUAACUGUAAUUUAGGGAAAACCAUGUGCAGAAUGAAAAUAAGAUCAAAAUGCUCUGUUCCAGGGACCAAAUGAUUUUAGACCAAGUGUCUCCAACUUCAAAUACUGAAUUACCAAUGGUGGAUUUAAUUUUGACUACAUUAUAUUUAUAAAUUAUGUUUUAUAAAUAUUUCAUGCCUUAUAUCUAAUUUAGCAGGAAUAUUGCGGAAAAGUCUAAUAAUCAUUGGGCCUAAUUUUGCAGUUGUUGGUAUUUUUAAGAAAAAAAACUGUUUAUGACGGCAAAUUGAUUUACUGACAAAAAAAUGGAUCAUAGCAAUAAUCAUGUAUUUGGCACACUGCAAAAAGCUUGCUUUCAAUAUCGGACCUUUUCUUUCUGCAUUUAUGUAAGCUUAAAAAAUCAAGUGUAACUUACUAAUGAAAUUUGUAUAAACCAUGAUUCAAACUAUAGAUUAAAACUAGGGAUUCAAAACCG